This is a messenger RNA of Fusarium poae, 1371 nucleotides long. RefSeq lists its product as uncharacterized. Gene Ontology annotation, biological process: transmembrane transport. The transcript has 3 exons. NCBI's taxonomy places the organism in Eukaryota, Fungi, Ascomycota, Sordariomycetes, Hypocreales, Nectriaceae. The record is from RefSeq and is a predicted model, not a curated record. Gene Ontology annotation, molecular function: transmembrane transporter activity. The coding region runs from base 1 to 1371 and encodes 456 amino acids. Gene Ontology annotation, cellular component: fungal-type vacuole membrane.
AUGUCAACCACAACUGCCGUUCAGCUCGAACCGUUAGGUAACGGGACAUCCUACGAACCUUCUUCCUCCAACCUUCGUCCAAGAGGAGCGCUCGCCGAAACGACAUCAAGUCACCACAACGAUUCCGAUGAUCCAGCUCUUGAAGCAUCGCGCAUCGCAGAUAGCACAGUCCCAGACGGAGGCUACGGAUGGGUCGUGGUUGUCGCCUGCGCAGUGGUAGCAUGGUGGGUGAUUGGGUUAAGCUACACUUGGGGUGUGUAUCAACGCGCCCUCGUUGAGCGAGGUGUUGGGUCGCCUCUCGCUUUAUCAUUCUGCGGCUCUCUCUCCCCAGCUCUUAUGGCCGCGGUUGGCAUGCUGGUGUCAAGGAUGAUCCGGUCUUUCGGAACUCGAACACUUAGCUGUACCGGUAUAGUCCUUAUGAGCCUCUCAUUUGUCCUUGCAAGUUUCGUAACGGAUCAUCUUGUUGGCCUCAUAUUUCUUCCUGGUGUGCCACUAGGACUGGGUAUGAGCGGUUGCUUUAUGUCAUUCUCUGUGGUGCCAGCGCAGUACUUUAUGAAACGACGCGGUAUCGCUAACGGUAUCAUCUAUGCUGGAGGAGGCUUCGGUGGUGCCAUCAUGAGUAUUGCAAUUGAUUCUUUGAUCGAAAAGUACAGCGUCGAGUGGGCUUUCCGGAUUACAGGGCUACUCAUUGCUGUUACGGGCCUUCCAGCUGCAUAUCUCAUAAAGGAAAGAACACCUCUCGCUCGAACAGGAAUUGUGGAUUGGAAUCUGUUCCGUCAGCUCAACUUUGCCAUCCUCUUCUUCGCUGCUGGAGUCGGUAUCUUUCCACUCCUGGUGCCACCUUAUUUUCUGCCUUUGUAUUCCAGUUCCAUGGGUCUCAGCACAAGUACUGGUGCUGGUCUUUUGGCAGGCUUCAGUUUCGCUUCAGCCGUGGGGCGUAUCAUCAGCGGCUACCUCUGCGACAUCCUGGGUCCGAUCAACACCCUCUGGGCUUUCUUCUUGGGUAACUCUAUCACAAUGCUUGCUCUUUGGCCGGCAUCGACGUCACUCGCGCCCCUGGCUGUCUUUGCCGUGCUCAACGGACUCAUGAACGGUGGUUUCUUCUCGUCUAUGCCUACAGUUGUUAGCAACGUCUUCGGGUCAGCACGUGUAUCUACAGCAAUGGCAAUGAUGAUCGUUGGCUGGAUAUUGGGAUACCUCCUUGGGUCACCCAUCGCAGGGUUUCUGCUUGAACGUCAUGGCGGUGCUGAUGGAGGAUUACAAGCGUACCGACCUGCUAUGUUUUACGCAGGUAGUCUUUCAUCGCUUGCAACCAUUCUAACAUCAUUCUUGCGAUGGAGAAUAAGCAAGAAGGUCUUUGAGAAGGUCUGA